GUAUAUGUUUCAAACACAGUUUUAGCAUUAGCAAAAAUCUAUUUGUCGAUAAUUUUGUUAAAUCAAUAUAAAAAUCUGUGACAAAAUGAAACUCUUAGUUUUUUUCUUUUCCAUGCUAUUUUCUUUCGGACAUCAAGAUACUAUACAAGAAACGAUCAGUGGAUACAUAGAAAAAUUGAGAGAUAAAAUAUCAGAACCCAUAACAAUAGAGACACUAAAUCUUGACUUGUCAGGCAUUAACAAUGUCUCGGGAUCUCUCAGUGCGAGCAAUGUGAAUAUACAGGGUCUUAAGGCUUUCGAUAUGAAUAUAAUUUAUAACAUUUUACCAUCUGGGUUUGUCUUGACAAUCGAUUCUAUCAAAUUAAACUUGAACUAUGUGGCUGAUGUGACUUUAGCCAAUUCACCACUGCUCAACAUUUUUGGAGAAGGGAAAGGAAGUGUGGAGCUGACGAAAUUUGUAGUUGAAGGAAAUUUGACUGUUGUUUCAUUGUUGCCAGCAAUAAAUAUUACCGUAUCAGGGAUGCGUAUGCAUCUUGAUGAUGCAGUGUUUAAAUUUGACGGCUUGUUAGAUGAUGAAACCUUCAGCAACGAGUUUAACGAAUUUUUAACCGGCAAUGUCGCCAAUCUUUUCAACGCAAAUGAGCACGCAAUAUCAACACUAGCAGAAGGUCCUGUGAAUAAGAUUCUAGGCGACGUACUAGCUAACAUUACUACAUCGGCAGAACCUUACGACUACAUAGUUGGAGAGUACUUGUCAAACAUAGAGGGUUUUAAUUCAGAAGAAGUGUCUCCGUCGAUCAUUGAAAUAUUAUUUUCAAUGCUUAGCUCUUUAUUGUUCAAAACACACCAGGAAAAUAUGAAAUAUUUAAAUUGUUUCACAUUAAAUCUUAUUGCUCUAUAUAUUGCAGCAUCCCAAAACCUUGAAGAAAUUCAAUAUACAAACCAGCUGGGUGGUGUAAUUGAAAACACGAUAAACACUACUCUGAAUAGAUUCAAGGCCAACUUGACUGACCCAAUUAGUAUAGCUUCAAGAAGUUUUAAUUUUGGAGAAGAAGAGGCAUUAAGUGGAGGUUUCAAUGUCAGCAGCCUUAAAAUCGGCGGAGUCAAAGACUUCGUUGCUGAGGAAAUUGAAGUAAACAUGGAGCUCCAUAAAAUUUACAUGAAGAUCGCCUUAUGCGAUCUCAGUGUAAAUUUUAAGUACUGGGCAGAUAUGUUGCUCUUAAAUUUAGUUCCGCUCUAUGGGCAGGGAAGGAUGGGCAUUAACUUCGAUGAAGUAGAAGUAGAGGUACAAGCAGCGAGUAACACAGAUGAAGAAGAAAAUAUUAAAAUUAAAGACGUCGCCCUCCUGUUCUCUUUAACUGAGACCACCUUUGAUUUGAAAGGACUGAUCAACAAUUCGGAGUACAGCGCCCUCAUAAGCAACGUUGUUACGGACAAUUUUGUAAAUUUCGUCAACCACAACGCAGAGAUGAUUUCUCAGACCAUUAGCCCCAUCGUAGAAACCAUCAUCAACUCGAUUCUGGAGCCUGCAACAGAAAACCUACAUGUCAAAGAAGUGAAAGUUAAAGUAAACACUUGAAUGUUGCAUUGUGUU
Anoplophora glabripennis (Asian longhorned beetle) is the source of this 1594-nucleotide messenger RNA. RefSeq lists its product as uncharacterized. The coding region runs from base 86 to 1579 and encodes 497 amino acids. The record is from RefSeq and is a predicted model, not a curated record. The transcript is spliced from 11 exons. NCBI's taxonomy places the organism in Eukaryota, Metazoa, Arthropoda, Insecta, Coleoptera, Cerambycidae.